AUGAACUGGAGGCUGCUCACUCAGCGUGCGACUGUGAGCUGCCUCUUCUCUCCUGUCACAAGAGAGAGCAGUGUACCAAGGAGAGCAGAGGACCAGUGGAGAGCAGAGGACCAGUGGAGAGCAGAGGACCAGUGGAGAGCAGAGGACCAGUGGAGAGCAGAGGAUCAGCGGAGAGCACAAGACCAGUGGAGAGCAGAAGACCAGGAGAGAGCAGAGGACCUGUGGAGAGCAGAGGACCAGUGGAGAGCAGAGGACCAGUGGAGAGCAGAGUACCAGUGGAGAGCAGAGGACCAGUGGAGAGCAGAGGACCAGUGGAGAGCAGAGUACCAGUGGAGAGCAGAGGACCAGUGGAGAGCAGAGGACCAGUGGAGAGCAGAGGACCAGUGGAGAGCAGAGGACCAGUGGAGAGCAGAAGACCAGGAGAGAGCAGAGGACCUGGGAGAGCAGGGGACCAGCGGUAGCAAGAGAUCAGGGGAGAACAGGCUGACCAGGCAUGACGGAAGCCAAGUAACUGAGUGGAAAAGUUAA
Messenger RNA from Knipowitschia caucasica, 528 nucleotides. The record is from the annotation of a GenBank genome assembly. Lineage: Eukaryota; Metazoa; Chordata; Actinopteri; Gobiiformes; Gobiidae.